UUCUACAAUCACCCCUUUUCAACAUUAUGGACAACUUGGAAACCUUCUUUCUUUUCUUUCUUCUUUCUAUUAUCCAUGCCUCAGGAUAUUGCCCAAUCUCCAGUUGCAGUAGGGAUGACAUCUCUGUCCGAUUCCCCUUCCGACUUGAAGGCCCGCAACCCCAAUAUUGUGGUUAUCCUGGUUUCAAUCUAAGUUGCAAUAAUCAGAGCAAAACAGUUUUGAAACUUCCGUGUUCUGGAGAUUUUCUGGUGCGUGGGAUCAACUAUCUCACACAACAGAUACAAGUUUAUGACUCUGAUAAUUGCCUUCCUAAGCGUCUCCUGAGCUUCAAUCUUUCAGGUUCUCCUUUUGUUGCUGCAGCUUACCACAACUACACCUUUCUAAGCUGCCCAACCCAGAUUGUAGAGUCUCGUCUCACCACAAUUGAUUGUCUUAGCAAUUCCACAACCUCAGUUUUAGCGACCGCUUCCAUGAGCAUUGCUGAUUCACUGUCCACAUCAUGCAGGAUUAUCAUUACAUUGCCAAUUCCUGUUUCCUGGCCAUUUCAAUAUGGUGAAGAGUUCUCCAGUGCACUUCAGGAUGAUCUUCGGCUCACUUGGUAUUCUCCUGCUUGUGAAGAGUGUGAACAACAAGGUGGAAUAUGUGGAUUCAAGACAAACAAUACUCGAGAAAUUGGUUGUUUCGAUUACUCUAAUACAGGCAGAUCGACCAGUGCCCUCCAAAUUUUUAGAGUGAUUUGCUUGUCCGUUGCUAUCCCCUCUAUUGUACUUGCUGCCGGGAUCGUUACUUUCGCAUUCGUAUUUGACAGGAGGCCUCAGCAGACCAGGCCUCAAGCCAAUCAAACUUCCGACACAGCAACGGUAUCCCCACAACCUACCAUUUCUAUGGUGGGAUUGGAUGAAGCGACCAUUGAAUCCUAUGAAAAGGUGGUCCUCGGAGAAAGCAUGCGACUGCCCACAGGGCCCAAUAAUAACACAUGUGCCAUAUGCUUAUCAGAGUAUUGUAGCAAGGAUACACUUAGAUGCAUACCAGCAUGCAACCAUUGGUUCCACGUAGGUUGUAUCGAUAAGUGGCUACGGAUGAACAAUUCUUGUCCAGUUUGCCGAAACUCACCAUCACCAGGUCACAUCGGAUCACAAAAUGUGUGAAAUAAAUUGAUUCUCUUUCCAUUUCUCA
Hevea brasiliensis (rubber tree) is the source of this 1176-nucleotide messenger RNA. Its product is annotated as putative RING-H2 finger protein ATL21A. The coding region runs from base 27 to 1148 and encodes 373 amino acids. Lineage: Eukaryota; Viridiplantae; Streptophyta; Magnoliopsida; Malpighiales; Euphorbiaceae. The record is from RefSeq and is a predicted model, not a curated record. The transcript is spliced from 2 exons. Gene Ontology annotation, molecular function: polysaccharide binding.